AAAGCUAGAUCGAGGUUAUCAAUAGCAAUGGCUGGAGCUUCUUCAUCAUCCUCUAGUUUUGCUGAAAUCCUUACCGAAAUUCCUGAGCUUAGGGGUGAUAAUUUCAAAAUCUGGAAGGAACGAGUUCUUCUUCAUUUAGGCUGCGCCGACAUGGACUACGCAAUAAGGAAGGACGAACCUGCUGCAAUCACUGUGACUAGCACUGCUGCUCAGAUCGCACUAUAUGAGAAAUGGGAGCGGUCCAAUCGCCUCAGCAUCAUGUUCAUCAUGUCCAAGAUCCCUCUGGGAAUGCGUGGAUCGGUGGAGCAACCUGAGAAAGUCAAAGACUUGAUCAAACUGAUCGAUGAGCAGUUCGACACUUCGGACAAACCACUUUACAACAACCUCAUCCACCAGUUCUCAUCCACAAAACUCACUGGUGUCAAAGGAGUUAGAGAACAUAUUUCAAAGAUGAGGGACAUUUCUGCUCAACUGAAGAAACUCGAUGUAGUCAUUCCCGAAACCUUCCUGGUCCACUACAUCCUUAACCAUCUUCCACCUCAAUAUGGGCCUUUCAAAAUUUCCUACAACACACAUAAGGACAAAUGGAGUAUCAAUGAACUGAUAACCAUGUGUGCUCAAGAAGAAGCAAGGCUCCUGCAGGAACAAGGUGAAAGUGCUCACAUGGCCACCCAAGGCAAGAAACGCAAACCAUCCAAGAAGGACAAGGGGAAAAAUAAAGUGCCUCCCCAAGGUGAUAUAAAGAAGGAUUCCAUCAAAUGUUUCUUCUGCAAAAAGAAGGGACAUGCGAAAAAGGAAUGCGCCAAGUUCAAGAAAUGGAUGGACGACAAUGGGUUUACAAAACCUAAGGAAGCCAGUGGGAAGUGAGCAAAGCAUCUUAUCUGGAAACAAGAUGGGCUCACAUGUGGAGGCUAUAGGAACGUGCCAUUUAGUUUUAAGUAGCGGUUUUGUUUUAAAGUUAGAAAAGACAUUUUAUGUACCAAGUUUCUCUAGAAACUUGAUUUCCGUUUCAAGACUUGUACCUUUUGGUUUUUCCUUUACAUUUUCAGACAAAUCUUUUAAUUUAUAUAAUAAAUCUGAAUGUGUUGGAAAUGGUAUUUUGUCUGAUGG
Humulus lupulus (European hop) is the source of this 1110-nucleotide messenger RNA. RefSeq lists its product as uncharacterized. Gene Ontology annotation, molecular function: zinc ion binding; nucleic acid binding. The record is from RefSeq and is a predicted model, not a curated record. Lineage: Eukaryota; Viridiplantae; Streptophyta; Magnoliopsida; Rosales; Cannabaceae. The transcript has 3 exons. The coding region runs from base 28 to 867 and encodes 279 amino acids.